ACGAAACUAGUAGUGACACUUUAGAAGAAUUCGUAAAUGAUACAAAUGACUCCCGUUCAGUUAAUAGUGAUAAAUGUAGUGAACUAAAAGCUUGGGCCAUAAGAAAUAAUAUACCCCAAAACGCCCUGACCGAUUUGCUGCAAACCUUGAUUAAAAUAGGUUGUGGAACGGAGUGACAUGUUGGCCCAAAACCAACUUAUUAGGGAAUGUAAAGUGAUGCUGAAAAAGGUUCAGCAGUCGGUUUGUUAUAUGACCGGAGAAACUGAGGACGAAAACAUUCGCGAAAUUUCUUCUCUACUCCCUCUCAAUUCUAAGGAAACUGCGAUUCAAAUGGAAGAAAAAGUUAGUAACGCCGAAUAUAGACAGGCACUGUCAACCUAUAUUUAUAAAUUGAAGGGGCCGUCGGGAUGCCUAAACGACGUGAUUCGUAAGUUGUUUACGGAUGAGUUUUUGCAACACUACAAUUGGGACGGGCGAUGGGAGAGGGAAUCGUUACCGCAAAUGAAAUUAGUUGACGAGAUCUUAUUUGACGUAUUUAAAUCUGAAGGACGAUUACCUUUCGAAAAAAGUGUAAAAAAGUCUAUUGACUUAGCUCACAACCGGCUGAAGCAAAAAAUCCGACUAACGGAACAAAACCAAAAAUAACUUCAAUUUUAUUUUAUUAACCAUACUACUUUCAUAUUUAGUAUAGUAAGUUUAGAAAGUAAGCUAUCGCAUAUCAACGCGAUUUUUUAGAGAUUUGAAAUUUGCACAUUAUUAUACUAAAAUUUAAUGGCCUAUAAAACUGCAUACCUGGAAUCUCUUAAGAAAUUCGUAUUAAAAAGUUCGCGAAUUUGCUGAAACUUUCCACAUUUUUCUUAAUUUUUGUACACACUAUCAUUCUUGGAUUUAAAUGGGAUUUGCUGAAACAUAAGCCAU
Rhagoletis zephyria (snowberry fruit fly) is the source of this 918-nucleotide messenger RNA. RefSeq lists its product as uncharacterized. NCBI's taxonomy places the organism in Eukaryota, Metazoa, Arthropoda, Insecta, Diptera, Tephritidae. The record is from RefSeq and is a predicted model, not a curated record.